Messenger RNA from Metarhizium album ARSEF 1941, 930 nucleotides. RefSeq lists its product as uncharacterized. The coding region runs from base 1 to 930 and encodes 309 amino acids. The transcript is spliced from 2 exons. NCBI's taxonomy places the organism in Eukaryota, Fungi, Ascomycota, Sordariomycetes, Hypocreales, Clavicipitaceae. The record is from RefSeq and is a predicted model, not a curated record.
AUGACAACAUCUGCGCCGGUUACGAUAUCUCCCACUGCAGGAGAAUCAGAACGAUUGGGGAAGAGACAAGGAAACAGCAAGAAUGCGUCGGCAGAGGCGGGCCAGUCCGAGGAGAGUACGUUGGAUACUGACAGUCUGACAAGUUCGAAGGAGACGACUACAUCAUCAGCCACCACUACCACUACCACUAGCCCCUUACCAUCGCCCUUCGGCAGUCUGGCCCAAAACGCUUUCCAAGUCCGUGGUAGUGACGAUUCUUGCCCCAACUUCAUGGCUGCAUUGCUCUCGGAUCCUACUUUCAAGCGAUGCUAUCCCAUUUCCAUGAUGAUUAAGUCUUCCAUCUCAUUUUUCGACGCCGAAAAGGAACUUGUCAGCAUCGUCAAGGUUCUCGACGCCACAUGCGCAGCUGAUGUCACCAAGUGUACCAAAUAUAUGACCCAAGCUGCCCAAAAUCUCACCACGAAUGGCAACUGCAAACGGGAGUUCGACCAGAACCAGACUCAGGUCGUACAAGCCUGGCAGGGUUUAAAGGCCUACAAAGUUCUUUACUCGGCGACCUGUCUCCAGGAUCCCUCAUCAAACUCGUACUGCUACGCCAAUGCCGUCACAAAUUUCACGAACCCGUCGGACGUGUACUUUUACUUUAUGCCCUUUGGGCAACCGUUGAUAGCUUCGGCGACGCCAUCCUGCAAUUGGUGCAUACAGAAUACCAUGUCAAUCUAUCAGUCAGCUUCCGCAGACCGACAACAGCUUCUGACACCGACAUACCAAGCUGCAGCGAACCUGCUCAACGCGCGCUGUGGUCCAGACUUUGUCAACUCGACUCUACCUGCUGCUGAGAAUGGAGCUUUCGUUGUAGCAGUGCCAUCUCAUAUCGCCAUGGCAGCUAAUCUUGUUGUCGCGCUUUUCCUCCUGGCGAGGUUCUUGUAA